GCUCUCAAUUGAAACUUGAUUUCUUCAUCUUUCCGCAGAAUGCUGGACGUUAUAGAAACAAUCGCAGAAAAUGUUCCACUGGAAGAGCAGCAAGUCACAGCUCCAUAUUCUAAUCUUGCUAUUGGUGCUGCCAAAGUGGAGCGGGACACUUUAAAUGGUCUGGUCUAUGCUGUUUCAUUUGGAAUCAAUGAAACGGAACCAAGGAGUGAGAUACACAAUUCACAAGUCGAUGAUAUGAUGGACUUCAUUUCUUUACCAAAGAGUUUAUUAAGACAUCUGAAAGACGAAGAACGGUCAAACUUUUUAAGGAUUUCCAUGAUCAGUUUGCGUGACGAUAAGCUAUAUAGGGUAAUGAAAAUGUCCAGUACCAAAACAAAUCCUAAAAUUAACAGCCAUAUUAUUGCUGUAAAUAUUCUUAACGUUCACGAACCAGUUACCAAUCUUGAUGAACCAAUUAAAAUAUCAUUCCAUGUAAUAGUUCCGAAUGCCACCAAUCCACAAUGUGUCUAUUGGGAUAAAUCCUCUGAACAUUGGUCGACAAAAGGCUGUGACAUAUCCAACUAUGUACCUGGGAAGAAAGUAUUGUGUUUCUAUUAACAUCUUACAAGUUUUGCUAUACUAAUGGAUGUUUACCAGAAUGAAGGAGAUGUAAAAAAUAAAGAACUCUUGUCUAUUAUUUCUAACAUUGGCUGCGGAAUAUCAUUUGUCUGUCUCAUUCUGACUGUAACAAUUCAUGUUUAUUCAAAAAAUCUAUGGAAAUUAAUGGCUUCCAAGAUUUUAGUAAAUUUGUGCAUUUCUUUAGCUGUCACUUAUUUAAUCUUUCUUGCUGGGUUCCAAGAGUAUAGUACAAAACUAACAGCUGUUU
This is a messenger RNA of Octopus bimaculoides (California two-spot octopus), 865 nucleotides long. RefSeq names its product adhesion G protein-coupled receptor G2. NCBI's taxonomy places the organism in Eukaryota, Metazoa, Mollusca, Cephalopoda, Octopoda, Octopodidae. Gene Ontology annotation, molecular function: G protein-coupled receptor activity. The record is from RefSeq and is a predicted model, not a curated record. Gene Ontology annotation, cellular component: plasma membrane. Gene Ontology annotation, biological process: cell surface receptor signaling pathway; G protein-coupled receptor signaling pathway.